AUUGAACUCAACAUCACUCAAGACAUCUCAAGACAUGUAUUCAUACGCUUUACUCCAUUAACACGUCUCGCAAUUGAGUCAUCAUAUGAUCGCAAUGUCUACCAAACAGACCGUCAAAGAGGCCGACAAUGUGUUUGUCUUAAUGACCGAUAAAUAUCGGAUCUCGAGGAAUAUGAGGGCCCAGUGGUUCUUCGAGCACUUCCACAAACACAUCCGACUCCAACCCAAGCACUCAAUGGAGUGUUUUGAUAGUGAGAUUGAUUUGGUAUCCAUUCUUCCGGCCAAUUAUCAAGACUACCACGACUUGGGAUCGGAUUCGCAAUACGCGGGCGAAUACUUCAUAUCUGCGGCCACUAAAGUAACCUUCUUCUCCAGAAGGUAUCGCUUGGCGUUUGUUCUUGACUUGAGUCCUUCCAUCUCAUCCGUCGACAUUCAAAGAAAUCACAUAUUAUUGGAUGACGUGUUGAGGUCAGUGUCCACUUGUCUGCGAGGACUCGUCCAACCCGUGAGUUAA
This is a messenger RNA of Medioppia subpectinata, 514 nucleotides long. The record is from the annotation of a GenBank genome assembly. NCBI's taxonomy places the organism in Eukaryota, Metazoa, Arthropoda, Arachnida, Sarcoptiformes, Oppiidae.